AUUGAAGAAAAAGACGGCUAUAAAGCUGGACUCACAACUGGCUCACAAAUUAUCAUUUUUCUCUCAAGUUAUUUGAUUAAUUGUAGUGAUAUUUGAUAAACAAAAUGUCGUAUACUGUGUCGAUGUACAAAUUGAAGUGUUUUGAUCAAGUUUUAAAUUAAUAUUCAGAAAUAAAAAAUGUGUUACUGUUACGAGUUUCGACAGGAGCCCACAGCAUUGAACAGUCAAAAAUCAACAUUUACCGUGUACCAAUUUUCGGAACCAACAACGAACGAUGAGUACAACGAUAUUAAACCAAGAAGCAGUAGUAGCGCCGAACCACCCUCUUCGAAUAUCAGUCAUUCAUCGGAAUGUGUAACUCCUUCGUCUAGUUUGACAUCAUUAAUCAAGGUAUCACCAUUGAAGUCAUUAUUGCGAGAAGACCUAAAGCGAAGAAUCUCGGCACGUGCCACAACUCGUGCAACCAGGAACGGAAUACUGGCCAGUAGUUCACCCAUUCCGACUAGUAGUCCCAUUCCAAAUAGUUCAAAUACUGUUACUCCUGGAGCUACUCAGGAUAGUGGCAAUGGAAGCAACAGCUCGAGCAGCUCAAGUAGCAGCUCCAGCAGUAGCUCUAGUAGCAGCAGCAGUAUAGCCGCUAUUGCUGCCGCAACUACCUCAAAUGGCACCAUCACCUCCACCGGACAGGAAACUGACCUGCUACUAUCCCUGACCACCAAAUCGACACGAAACUUACAGUGUAUCUUUUGUGGCAUCGAGUUUCCAGAUCAAACACUUUAUUUUCUGCACAAAGGAUGUCACAGUGAAAGCAACCCAUGGAAGUGCAAUAUUUGUGGAGAGCAAAUGAACAAUGUGUACGACUUCAACUCACACUUACUCAGUAAAAGUCAUCAAUGAUGUUAAGCGAGGGAAAGAGAAACAGUUUACUGGUGAUGUUUCUCUUUUUCUGAUCGCUUACUUAUCAUUGAACUAUCGUUAAUCUCACGAAUCGCCGUAAAGUGUCGAGGGCUACCUUGAUUAAGAAACCUGGAUAACGGCUUCCCUUCCAAGAUCGCCUUGAAACGGUCGGAAAUGCAUCACUAGGAUCUACUACCAUUGUACAAGAAUCGUCCAGCGUACCUUUGUUUGUUGUACCAUUAGUAGUGCCGUACUACACAUAUUACGGCUGUGUGGCUGCGUUCUGUAGUCCACACUUCUUCAGGUUUCAGAAUGAUACAAGCAAUGGGUAAACGAACCAAUAGUAAAACGAACACGUGCCUACGACACAUAGCGAUGGCAACAAGCAUUGUUACCGUUAUUCUAGUAGGUAAAAUUUGGCAGAUUUACAGUCCGUCCAGUAGCCUUUAAAAGGAAAUAGCAAAAUUGAAAGCAAAUAGGGAAAUUGAUGUGUAAUUUGAACAUCCUGUACGGUGUAAUGAGAGGAUAGAUAUUGAAAUCAGAAUGGAUAGUAGACCAUACAUGAAAUGCAUGAAAAAAAUGCUUAGUGGAAGUCUCCAAGGACUCAUUAUUUUCUUAUUCAAAAUAGCAUCGCACUGCAUCGAGACUCAGAAACAUACAGAUUAUAGCCAAAGCACAAAUUAUAUGAAGCAGAAAAACGAUAGUGAGUGGAACGAGAAACAGCAACAGGCGAUUGAAUCCGUUAUGUCUGUUAGCGGAGCCCGACUAUCGGUUAUGUAACUGUUAUAUAUACAACACUGCAGUUGAUUUUGCAAUAUCCAGUGACUCAAAAUCACAACGCCUAAAUUACUAUCGGGCCAGAAAUGUAGCCAUAUUUUGAUGGUUACUAGGAAGUUUGCAACACCAGUAAACCAACUGCAGUGAUUCGUAUUUUAUUUUUAAAAUUCAGAUUCUUUAACAUUCUUCGAAUCAUGAAGCUGAUCAAGUAGAAUGGAUAACCCCUGCGAGGAGUUAAAUCAGAGUACGUAAUAGCUGAAAACUUCGAUAUUUGAAUAAAUUGCACAAUAAUUAUUCUGACCCUGGAACAGUAAAUAA
Anopheles merus is the source of this 1992-nucleotide messenger RNA. Its product is annotated as putative protein TPRXL. Lineage: Eukaryota; Metazoa; Arthropoda; Insecta; Diptera; Culicidae. The record is from RefSeq and is a predicted model, not a curated record. Bases 178 to 897 code for a protein of 239 amino acids. The transcript has 3 exons.